Molecule: messenger RNA, 1379 nt
Organism: Colletotrichum destructivum
Lineage: Eukaryota; Fungi; Ascomycota; Sordariomycetes; Glomerellales; Glomerellaceae
Product: Putative co-chaperone protein p23
Exons: 3
Coding region: 285-917 (210 amino acids)
Biological process (GO): protein folding; chaperone-mediated protein complex assembly
Cellular component (GO): nucleus; cytosol
Molecular function (GO): protein-folding chaperone binding; Hsp90 protein binding
Source: RefSeq, a predicted model, not a curated record
AAUCAAGGGCCCCCCCACCCAGCCUUUUCCAACCCGUAGCCUCACAACCUCCUUCCAGCUUCUCUUCCUUCCCACACUCUGACCACAAACUCUUUCCUUCUGCAACUCAAACAAAUCGGUGUCAAUUCCUCACACAACUACAGCGUCUCUUGACAUCCUUCUUCCUUGAUCGUCUUGUCAUUUGCGAUUUGCCUACUGCGACUCAUUUGCGCUCCGCGUAAAAAGAGGACUACCCCUCACCCCCCCGUCAUAGCUCCUUACACGACACAUCACCAUCCAGCAAAAUGUCUGCCACCACGUUAACUCCCGAAGUCCUCUGGGCUCAGCGCUCCAGCACAUCUGACGCCUCCAAGAACUUUGUCUACGUGACAAUCACAGUCCCCGAUGUGCCCGCUUCCAACCUCAAGCUUGACCUCAAGCCCACCGGCCUGUCUUUCAGCGGCCACUCCGACAGCCUGAAGCGCUCGUAUGCUGUAGACCUUGAGUUCUACGCCGAGAUCGACCCUGCCGAGAGCAAAAUCAUUCACACCGGCAAGAACGUCGAGCUCAAGCUCCAAAAGAAGGAGCUCAAGGAAGAGUACUGGCCCCGCCUGCUCAAGGAGGCCAAGAAAGUCCACUUCCUUAAGACCGACUUCGACAAGUGGGUCGACGAGGACGAGCAGGACGAGGCAACCGAGGAGGACUUCUCUCAGUUCGGCGGCAUGGGUGGCAUGCCCGGCAUGGGAGGUGCUGGCGGCGACUUCGGUGGCAUCGACUUCUCCAAGCUUGGUGGCGGCGGUGGACCCGACUUGGGAGAUCUGGAAGACGAAGAGGGCGAGGACGAUGACGACAUGCCGGCUCUGGAGGGUGAGGACGACGGCAAGGAUGACGGCAAGGCCGCCGCUGCCGUCGCCGACGCCAAGGCUGCUGAGAAAUAAAGCAUUUCUCCCGCUACCCAAAACUCAUACCGAGACGGUUUCGCGGCAGUAGUCGGCCUGCAUAUUCGGCCGCACGAAGACCGUGGAUUACGCUCUAGACUAACGACCUGAAUGCACUCCCUUUUGAAAUCAAACGAUGACAAGAAAGAUAAUUCGUGAAAAUUUGGGACUGUAUGCUCCAUCCCCGGUGGCGCGAGAGAAACGGAGUUGUUGUUGUUGUUGUUGUAUUUAACGCCAUGGCGGCAAGGGCGCAACCGCCCUUGCGGCAGACCUCCCGAAGGGUAUGUGGCGUGGAGAGCCGUAGGCCUAUAACUACUACUAGAUACAGACCAAAUCGUCCUCCAAGUCGUGCCUAGAGGCAACUAUGUGUUCGAGCUGUCUCUGGGUGCCGCUGGCUUGCCCGAGACAGUGCUUUGGUCGUCCCUAAACCGCGAUUCCGCCAGUAUUUCCUCUCCCUCGACC